UUUAUCUGGAUAUGGGAGGGCUAAAAUAGGCAGAAUAUAAAAAGCCUGGGCUAUUUACUUUUCCAUAGGACAGAAAGUCUUCAGCAGAGUGCAACAACAACAACAACAAAAAAAACUUCUACAAAUAUACCUACACCCAUCCAUUUCUUCAAAACUAUGGAAACCGAAAAAGGAGUGAAGGAGCACCUUCGAAUGGUUCUGGUCGGCCUUCAGGGGGUUGGGAAGAGUGCAGCAGGAAACACCAUUCUGGGCCGAGAAGAGUUUCUCUCAGACCUCAGCGCCACUUCUCUCACAUCCACAAGUGAACGGAGGGAUGCUGUUGUCUGUGGGAGGAAAGUGACUGUUGUGGACACUCCUGGCUUAUUAAACAGUGAUGCUUCUAAUACAAUUGUAGAGCAGGAGCUGGAAAGAUCCUUGACUCUGUGUGAACCCGGACCCCAUGCUUUUCUCCUCGUUAUUCAGUUGGGUCGCUUCACUGAGCAAGAAAGACGUGUGAUGGACACUCUCCAGAAGAUGUUGUGCUCAAAUGUGAAUUUGUUCACAAUAGUGCUUUUUACAUAUGGAGACAAACUUAAGAAUAAAAGUGUAGAUGAGUUUGUAAGGGAGGAUAAAAACCUGCAGAAACUGAUCCAAAAAUGUGGCUCACAGUAUCAUGUGUUCAAUAAUACUGACAGAGAAAACACAUGUCAGGUCAGUGAGCUCUUUGAGAAAGUGGACAGUCAGUUGGGAAAGAGAAACAAAAAAUAUUAUGUUAGGACAAACAAGGAGCAGGGAAAGUCCUGGAAUACACGCCACUUCUACAUUGUUGCUGCUGCGACUGCUGCCGCUGCAGCUCUGUUGAUGUAUGCAGCAUUUACUAAGACAACAACACAGAGUAAAAUCCCAGAGUGUCCUCUGAGUGCCCCAAGUGUCCCAAGUGAUGAGAUAGUAACAAAGGUGGAAGCAGAUGUUACUCAAAGUGAAACAUUUUGGGAAAUGUUGCACAGCCUGUUCAACAAGGACAACAAGAAGGUAUAUUUAAUUGGUUUAGUACCACUGUUUUUUAUUAUGAAGAAGCUGAUGAAAAAAUAGUUACUCAAUGAUAGCAAUACAGCAGGUACACUAAUUGUUUCAAUGAGACAGUUGAGAGAUUACAGAACACUUUGAAAUGUAGGUACACAAAUGUGAAUUUGAAACAUUGCCUGUUUGGAAGAAAGCAUGCAUAUUCACUAUAUGCAGUUGUCUUCUAUAAAACACAUGAAUCUGAAAAUGUAGAAACUAGUUGAUGGAAACGGUGUGUCGAAAUUUGAAUGACUCUGGUGUAAACAUUGUUUGUUAUUAAAUAAAAAACUGAACAGAAAGUUUGUCAUUAUAGAUUAUUAUGUUAUGAUUUUUUUGAUUGAGUUUGGCUGUGCUUGAAACGUGGAAUUAAAGGCAGUUAUUCUCAUUAGUUAUUUUUUCAAGGUGCAAACUUGAUUAAAGUUUGAAAAUCUCCAACUGACAUUCAUUGAAAGACACGGCAGUGAACAUUGUGAUCUUGAACACAUUUAACAAUUUUGUUAUCAAGAAAAAAUAAAUGUAUAAAACAUAGGCACAUAACCUCCUUGAAGAAUAACAUUUUCAACAGAUAUUAGUUUCAGAGUCAGACUUU
Sinocyclocheilus anshuiensis is the source of this 1630-nucleotide messenger RNA. RefSeq names its product GTPase IMAP family member 4-like. Lineage: Eukaryota; Metazoa; Chordata; Actinopteri; Cypriniformes; Cyprinidae. Gene Ontology annotation, molecular function: GTP binding. The transcript has 2 exons. The coding region runs from base 157 to 1071 and encodes 304 amino acids. The record is from RefSeq and is a predicted model, not a curated record.